UAUGGCUAUUAAAGAUAUGAAUCCUCGUACUGCUUGGCUCACUCUUCUGUCACUUCUCCUGCUUGCUAUUUCCAUAGAGUCAAGGAAAGAUCCAGGAGAAUAUUGGACAAGUGUCAUGAAAGAUCAGCCAAUGCCAGAAGCAAUCCAAGGCCUUGUUCAUAGGGAUUCAACGCCAUCUCAACCUACAAAGAAUGCCGAUUGUGAUCACCCAUCUAUGGAGACAAGGAACAAGAACCAGCCUUUUGCUGAGGAUUUUGAGCCAAGACCCAGUGUCACAGCCUAUAACGAUGAUGAUGUUGGCCAGGAAGAGAAGAAAUUUGUUAAGGAUUUCGAGCCAAGACCUAGUGUCACAGCCUAUAACGAUGAUGAUGUUGGCCAGGAAGAGAAGAAAUUUGUUAAGGAUUUUGAGCCAAGACCCAGUGUCACAGCCUAUAACGAUGAUGAUGUUGGCCAGGAAGAGAAGAAAUUUGUUAAGGAUUUUGAGCCAAGACCCAGUGUCACAGCCUAUAACAAUGAUGAUGUUGGCCAGGAAGAGAAGAAAUUUGUUAAGGAUUUUGAACCCAGACCAGAUGCUACUGUUUAUAGUGAGUAA
Messenger RNA from Corylus avellana, 592 nucleotides. RefSeq lists its product as uncharacterized. NCBI's taxonomy places the organism in Eukaryota, Viridiplantae, Streptophyta, Magnoliopsida, Fagales, Betulaceae. The record is from RefSeq and is a predicted model, not a curated record.